Ostertagia ostertagi is the source of this 399-nucleotide messenger RNA. NCBI's taxonomy places the organism in Eukaryota, Metazoa, Nematoda, Chromadorea, Rhabditida, Trichostrongylidae. The record is from the annotation of a GenBank genome assembly.
AUGGAGGAUUGGAGAAAGGAGCAGCGUUUCAUCAAUCUGGAGAAUAAUCUGAAAACGUGCCUUGUCUCUAUAGAGAAGAAACUACACGAGAAUGGGGUGCUACUGGAUGAGGACGAGGAGUUGCGAGCCUUUUUUUCAAACGAAUCGCGUUCCGAAAUCGCAGUGGCAGAAACCGGAAACGAGCUUCUGAAUCAAAGGCUACCCGCAUUUUUUCUGAAAAGAUGGGCAACAAAGAACCAACGUAAUUGUUUUUGUUAUGCAUCGCUACUAUUGUUUGCUUUCAUUUUUGCUUUUAGUAUCUUGUCUUUUGAAGAACUGAGCGAAAUAAUGAAAGAGGUGCGAACAGAACAGGGUGAAUCAUCAAACAUUCCUGAUCCAGAUCGUGAAUGCGCAGCGUUU